AGUGCGAGAGAGGGAGACAUUGCGGGACAGUGAGAGAGAGAGAGAGAUACGUUGAUUGACACCUGGAGUGUCCUGCAGUAAAGAUGUGUGUGGGGAGAUCGUUUAUAUAUAGCGGCGCGUCCGGGCACAUUGUUCAUAAUUGCCACUCUGAAGCCCACUGCGCGGCUCAAGUUGAAGGCUACCGCAGUUAGUACCGCCAGGGAUAGAACAAAGCAAGCCUUUUCGGAAAAAGGACGACUAAAUGCAUCAAUAACACGAAUUUGCUUGAAGACACCCAACUCUCAAGUUUGAACUGGUUUCAUUUUGACAUUUUGAACUAAUAUUUGGGCACAGUGCGAACGCCAAGCACAUCGGGACAUCAUGCACUGUCAAGCCGAGUUGAGACUCUCCUCCUCCGGGCAGCUGAAAGCAGCCAGGCGUCGCUACAAGACUUUUAUGAUUGACGAAAUUCUUUCCAAGGAAACUUGUGAUUACUUUGAGAAACUUUCUCUUUACUCAGUAUGCCCUUCACUCAUCGUUAGGCCUAAACCUCUGCACUCAUGUUCGGGAUCCUCCUCACUGCGGGCCUACCCCCUUCUCUCAGUCAUCACGCGGCAGCCCCCCAACAUGCCUCCUCACCUCUCCCAGCCCUCAUCUCCCGGCCAGGUUCCCCACCUGCCCCUGCUCUCCCCCCAGCACCACUCCCGGGUCUCCGAGGCCUCCCACAGCGAGACACCUGUCAGCAUCAGCAGCGAGUCAGACACGGAGCACAGCACCACCCGACUGAAGAAACCCAGACGCAGCCGCACCAUCUUCACUGAGCUGCAGCUCAUGGGCCUGGAGAAGAAGUUCCAGAAACAGAAGUACCUCUCCACCCCUGAUAGACUAGACCUGGCCCAAUCCCUAGGCCUCACACAGCUUCAGGUGAAGACCUGGUACCAGAACAGAAGGAUGAAGUGGAAGAAAAUGGUGCUGAAGGGAGGACAGGAGGCCCCCACCAAGCCCAAGGGCAGGCCUAAGAAAAACUCCAUCCCCACCACCGAGGAGAUAGAGGCAGAGGAAAGGCUGGCCAGGCUGGCUGAGGAGGAGAGAAUGAGGAUGGCAGCCGAAGAGGCCUUGGCCGACAGAGAAGCUCCCCAGUCGGAACCCCAUGACCUCAGCACGGUCGCUGGGGCUACAGAGACCUACAAUCCCACGGCGGUGAGCGAGGGUCGAGAGCAGCAAGUGCAGUCACUCCCGAUGCAGUCAGAGACACAUGCUGCCAGCUAAAGAAGACAGUUAUUCAUGUCUGAAUGAAACAGCCAAAGACUGGCGCUGACUGGAAAACAGAAGCACUUACUGUUGUGCCUCAGGAUCACUGAAAAAAGCCUGUCUGGUGUAGAUUAGUCAGUCGUGUUUGAGGUUUGACUAGAGUGGGUGACAUUCAUAGGUACGGUAGAUCAGUUUGGUUUUGCCAUAUCACUUUUGCCAUAUACUGGAAUAAAAUGGUGUUUUAAAAAGAGUUUACAUGUAGAGUUAGGUGUAUAUACAAAUGAAACAUCCAGAAUUGUACAGUGCAUUUUGUCCCUGUGUUUUUGUUUUCCUUUUAGAACAACAUUAUCACCUCCCCAGCCUCAGACCUGCUUGUUUACUGAGAGAGGACUCCUUUAGUCACAUGCUAUCCAGUUUGCCUGAGUGUUGUAGCUAUAUGUAAAUCAAUACUGUGCCACAGAUAUAACACAAAAUGACCACACUGGUCAUAGUGCCUUUUUAUCUCAGAGGAUAUAACAAGCUUUACCAGUCUAGAAACACCAAGGUUUAUUAAUACCAAAUUCAUAUCAAGUGUUCUUUAACAGUGUUUUCCUUUUGCUUAUUAAAAAGAGCAACACUUUGGUAAUUAAUUACUAUAUGCUCUGAAUUACAGUUAACACUGCCAUUGUACUUAUUUUGUCAAGCUUUGAAGGGAAUUGUAUUUCUGUCCAUGAGCUACAGUAUUGUCUUGUUUAUUUGGUCAAUUAACUUGUGUUGUGUUGCUUUACAUUGUAUAGGUUUCCAAAAAAAAAAAAAGUCAGAUAACGAUAUACAGUACCAGUCAAAAGUUUGGACACCUACUCAUUCAAGGGUUUUUCUUUAUUUUUUGUACUAUUUUUUACAUUGUUGAAUAAUAGUGAAGACAUCAAAACUAUGAAAUAAAACAUAUGGAAUCUUGUAGUAACCAAAAAAGUGUUAAACAAAUCUAAAUAUAUCUUAAUUGCUUUGAGCCAAUCAGUUGUGUUGUGACAAGGUAGGGAGGGUAUACAGAACAUAUCCUAUUUGGUAAAAGACCAAGUCUAUAUUAUUGCAAGAACAGCUCAAAGAAGCAAAGAGAAAUGACAGUCCAUCAUUACUUUAAGUAAUGAAGGUCAGUCAAUAAUAAAGUUUAUUCAAGUGCAGUCGCAAAAACCAUCAAGCGCUAUAAUGAAACUGGCUCUCACGAGGACCGCCACACGGAAGGAAGACCCAGAGGUACCUCUGCUACAGAGAAUAAGAUCAUUAGAGUUACCAGCCUUCGAAAAAAUGCAUCACAGAGUUCAAGUAACAGACACAUCUCAACAUCAACUGUUCGGAGCAGACUGUGUGAAUCAGGCCUUCGUGGUCGAAUUGAGUUGCUUGGGCCAAGAAACACGAGCAAUGGACAUUAGACCGGUGGAAAUCUGUCCUUUUGUCUGAUGAGUCCAAAUGUGAGAUUUUUGGUUCCAACUGCCAUGUCUUUGUGAGAUGAAGAGUAGGUGAAUGGAUGAUCUCCACAUGUGUGGUUCCCAUCGUGAAGCAUGGAGGAGGAGGUGUGAUUUUGUGGGGGUGCUUUGCCGGUGACACUGUCAGUGAUUUAUUUAGAAUUCAAUGCACACUUAACCAGCAUGGCUGCCACAGCAUUCUGCAGCGAUACGCCAUCCCAUCUGGUUUGCACUUAGUGGGACUAUCAUUGUUUUUCAACAGGACAAUGACCCAAAACACACCUCCAGACUGUGAAAGCGUUAUUUGACUAUCGAGAGUGAUGGAGUGAUGCAUCAGAUGACCUGGCCUCCACGAUCACCCGAUCUCAACCCAACUGAGUUGGUUUUUGAUGAGUUGGACCGCAGAGUGAAGGAAAAGCAGCCAACAACUGCUCAGCAUAUGUGGAAAUUCCUUCAAUAAUGUUGGAAAAGCAUUCCUCAUGAAGCUGGUUGAGAGAGUGUGCAAAGCUGUCAUCAAGGCAAAGGUUAGCUACUUUGAAGAAUCUAAAAUAUACUUUGAUUUGUUUAACAUUUCUUUGGUUACUACAUGAUUUCAUAUGUGUUAUUUCAUGGUUUUGAUGUCUUCACUAUUAUUCUACAAUGUAGGAAAUAGUACAAAUAAAGAAAAAACCCUUGAAUGAGUAGGUGUGUCCAAACUUUUGACUGGUACUGUAUAUAUACAGUAUACGUCAAGGGUUCUAUUUUCAUUUUGGAAAAAAAUAGAGUGUAUCUGACCUUUUAACUUUCUAUUUUGAAACUGAGGGUGGAGGGGUUUUACUGCCACGAGGGAAGUCUCUUAAACUGUCAGAGACUGUAGAAAUGAAUAAAUCACACCCUUUGCCAAAGAAACAAGGAAACUGAGAAACAUUUAAAAUCUUUUAAAGGUUUUCAGCCCGCAGGCCAUUGCAUCAACGGAGCAGUCCUCUAACUCUGUCUUACAGACUCCCCACAUAAAACUGUCUUCAGCUGCUUGUCAACACUUUGAUUUUCCGCUUUGGCCUCCUGUUGUUUCCUUCUAAAGAUGUCUUUUUGUAAAGAGUUCCUUUUUUAAAACAAAUAAUCUAUAUUUAGUUUGAUAUAAACUAGUACAGUAUUUUUCUGAUGUAAAUAAUGCUUGUUGGUAAGCUACUGAAUAGUUUUCUUUUGGCAUGGACAACACAAUGCUGAUUGUUUUAUUUUUACCAUAUACAAGGUGUGUUUUGUGUAUUUAAAUACACUUAAUAAAAUGACAAUGAUUUCCA
Molecule: messenger RNA, 3952 nt
Organism: Oncorhynchus nerka (sockeye salmon)
Lineage: Eukaryota; Metazoa; Chordata; Actinopteri; Salmoniformes; Salmonidae
Product: homeobox protein BarH-like 2
Exons: 4
Coding region: 361-1248 (295 amino acids)
Biological process (GO): regulation of DNA-templated transcription
Molecular function (GO): DNA binding; DNA-binding transcription factor activity, RNA polymerase II-specific
Source: RefSeq, a predicted model, not a curated record